Linderina pennispora is the source of this 545-nucleotide messenger RNA. RefSeq lists its product as uncharacterized. The coding region runs from base 271 to 495 and encodes 74 amino acids. The record is from RefSeq and is a predicted model, not a curated record. NCBI's taxonomy places the organism in Eukaryota, Fungi, Kickxellomycota, Kickxellomycetes, Kickxellales, Kickxellaceae. The transcript has a single exon.
CCGACUGCGUGAACUUGUUGAACGACUCCAUUGUGCUGGAAAUUGAUUUGAAGUAAUUGCUGAGGAAAAGAGUGGAGAAUGGCCAAGAUUGCUCGCAAGCUUUGACAAUAAGCUGAAGAAUUAUGCAGUCGACAUCACUGCCUCACUUCUGUGCAACGUGGAAUGGUGCCAUAACCACCGACUGGCAUUGAAAAACGCCUGCGGCUCGCAGUCGAGGGACCGGCUUUUGUGAGCCGGCUCUCCAUAUACCGCUUAUUUUUAUUCCCAAGAAUGGACUCACAGAACGAACAGCGCCGCGAGUUCCUGUACAGCAACCUGAGCAAGCAGCUGGCCCGACUCAACACAAACUUUGAGGCGCUGAACAAGAACAUCUCGACCAUGCGCAACCAGGCAGAGCUGACGCAGCGGCUGACCGUUUCUCAGGCGGCGAUGUUCAUGGGCGCCAAAGAUGUAUUUAUCCAGGCACCUGCGAGCAGCUCCCCCGAGAACCAGUGAGCUUAGCCACUCAUAUAUGUAUCUGUUAAUAUAUCCCUUCCAUUCUUGAA